AAGGAGUUGAACGUUUGAGCAGCUCUCUGUCUCCUGACUGGAUGCAGCGGUCCCUCAUAUCGGGGCUCUCCGUUUACAUUAUUCAUACGAAGGAGGGUGUGACUUGUUGGCUCUUUUUCCGCCUGUAUAAAAUGAGAAGUUCGCAUAAAAGAAAAUACAGAUGGAGAAAGCUAGCCGCCUCGCAGUGUCACAGAGAGUCCCCUUAAGCCUCCGCGACAACUCCCAUACUGUCCCUUUGAGACUCGCUUAAUCGGCGCAAUGCCCGGUCUCUGCGUACUUUGUCUCGCCGCCGCACUGGCCGCGUUCGCCGGGCUCGCCGGCACCGUGGGGCCGGUGGUGCGAUGUGAGCCCUGUGACGCCGGGGCGCUCCUGCAGUGCAAGCCGCUCCCGAAGGACUGCCUGGAGCGGGUGCGGGAGCCCGGCUGCGGCUGCUGCAUGACGUGCGCUAUCGGAGAGGGGCUGGCGUGUGGAGUGUACACGGCGCGCUGUGGCUCCGGCUUCACCUGCCAGUACCGGCCAGGGGAGAGCCGACCCCUGCAGGCACUGCUGGAGGGACGGGGAGCGUGCUCCGCCGCGGCGUCCAAGAAGCUCAACGGCAUGCUGGCACCGGCGCACAAACCAGAGAAUGACGGACAUCAGGUUGAAGGUUCUACCAACGUGACCGCGACCAUGCCAGGGAUGCCCGGCGCGGAGACCGUGAAGGGUGGACACAGCCAGGGGUCGAUGGACACCAGGCCACCUCUCCACAAAAAGCUGAUCCAGAAAGAUCAAAACAGGAAGACUCAGAGCUACAAGGUGGAAUCAGUGUCAGGAGGAGCCAAUAUGGACAUGCACAACUUCUCCCUGGAGAACAAGAGGGAGACCGAGUAUGGGCCGUGUCGACGGGAGAUGGAGAGCAUCCUGAGCGGGCUUAAAAUCAGCAAUGUACUCAAUCCGAGGGGCUUCCGCAUACCCAACUGUGACAGAAAGGGCUUCUACAAGAAAAAACAGUGCCGUCCAUCCAAAGGCAGGAGGCGGGGCUACUGCUGGUGUGUGGACAAAUACGGGCAGCCUCUGCCCGGCUACGACGGCAGGGAGCGAGGCGAGACGCAGUGCUACAACCUGGAGAGCAAAUGAGGGGACGGAGGGAUGACGAGUGGACGGAGAGAAGAAGACGGGCUGGGGUGGUGUGUGUGUGUGUGUGUGCAGUGAGGGUGGAGGGGGGGGGGGGGGGUAGAAAGACAACAGAGAGUCUACUUUGCCCUUUUCAUGUAGUUUUAUGUAAACAUUUGAAGAGCCUCUGGGCCUUUGAUUUUAGGUCUGAUUUCUGUGGGAGACAGGUCGAGAGCAAUGGGGGGGGGGGGGGGGGGAACAUGUCCCCCUGUCCUUCACAGCCAUCUGUCCUGUGCUGAGGGAACCUUUCAUUUAAAAAAAAAUGCGACAACAAAACAAUAGCUUUGCUGAAAGCUGAGAGAGAAGCGAAAGAAAGAGAAAAUCCUUACAGCUGCACUAUUCUUUUAGGAAGGAGGGACUUUUCCACUCGCUUUUAACGAGGACAUGUUUGUGACUGUGACCCGGAGAAAAAACAGGCACCACCUCCGUCUCUAUUGUGUGUGUGUCUGUCUGUGAGUCUGUAAGCGAGAGUCUGUGUGUGUCUUAAUGUGCGAGCGCUUGCAUAACAUACCUGUGCGCAGCUGCAUGUCUGUGCACGAUGGCGUGCGAGUGUGCGCUCUGUCCCUAAAGUGUUUAUUCGUGAAAAUACCGUAAGUCACUAAACUCAGUUUAGAGAUAUCCGACUGCCAAUUUCCAGCCCCUUCUCCAAUAAAAAAAAAAGAAAAAAAAAACAA
This is a messenger RNA of Pungitius pungitius (ninespine stickleback), 1826 nucleotides long. RefSeq names its product insulin-like growth factor binding protein 3 (gene igfbp3). The transcript has 4 exons. Lineage: Eukaryota; Metazoa; Chordata; Actinopteri; Perciformes; Gasterosteidae. Gene Ontology annotation, biological process: regulation of insulin-like growth factor receptor signaling pathway. Gene Ontology annotation, molecular function: fibronectin binding; insulin-like growth factor I binding; insulin-like growth factor II binding. The record is from RefSeq and is a predicted model, not a curated record. Bases 259 to 1116 code for a protein of 285 amino acids. Gene Ontology annotation, cellular component: extracellular region.